Molecule: messenger RNA, 2136 nt
Organism: Loa loa (African eye worm)
Lineage: Eukaryota; Metazoa; Nematoda; Chromadorea; Rhabditida; Onchocercidae
Exons: 16
Coding region: 1-1971 (656 amino acids)
Biological process (GO): protein-containing complex assembly; mitochondrial protein processing
Cellular component (GO): membrane; m-AAA complex
Molecular function (GO): ATP-dependent peptidase activity; ATP hydrolysis activity; ATP binding
Source: RefSeq, a predicted model, not a curated record
AUGAUACGUUUGGAGCGUCGCCUUAUUGAUACGCUAAAUCGACUGCGAUGUAAAGUCCAUGAGAAUGGAUGUGCACAGCUGAAAGCAUCACUUACUAGUACUCCGUUUCAGAAGGAUACUAUCGUUCCGGAAGUUUCGAUUUUCUCAUUGCUGCAAAACAGAUCUCAGACCUGGGAAUGGAAUGUGGUUUUGAAGUCAUUACAAUACGUUCGCUUUGCAAGGAAAAAACUCAUAGACGAUUUAUUAGACCAAUUCGAAAAAAAUUUGAAAACAGCAAGAAAAAUCACUAAGGAAAAAAACGAUAAACAAGCCAGUGAAUCUUCUCGUAAAGAAAACAGUGACAACCAACCGUCUGAAAAUCCAAGUCGGGGCAAACGUCCUCCUGGUUUCCCGGACAUACCGAUGCCGCCAUUAUCAGCUGUCUUAGCAGCCAUAGCGGCAUUUGCUGCACUUUUCCUGUUGGCGAACAAAGGUAAAGAAAUAUCUUGGAAGGAAUUUUACACUGAAUAUUUGGAGAAAGGCACUAUUGAUCGAUUAAUUGUGCACAGAACAUGGGUUGAAGUAAAAGUACGAGAAGAUGCAAGCGUUGGUGGCGCAAUUCUAACUGGUCCACCAGGCACUGGUAAGACACUGUUGGCUAAAGCGACUGCUGGUGAAGCAAAUGUGCCGUUCAUAACAGUCAGUGGUUCAGAAUUUCUGGAAAUGUUUGUGGGCGUUGGUCCAGCGCGUGUUAGAGAUAUGUUCUCUAUGGCUCGCAAAAAUGCACCCUGCAUAUUAUUUAUCGAUGAAAUAGAUGCUGUUGGAAGGAAGCGAGGUGAAGGCCGAUUUGGCGGGCAUUCAGAACAGGAAAAUACUCUCAAUCAACUGCUUGUUGAAAUGGAUGGUUUCUCUACUGAAGAGUCAUCGGUUAUUGUUAUCGCAGCUACAAAUCGUCCUGAUAUUUUGGAUGCAGCUUUACUUAGGCCUGGUCGAUUUGAUCGACAGAUCUACAUCCCUGUACCUGAUAUCAAAGGAAGGGCUUCCAUAUUUCGUGUUCACUUGGCGAAAUUGAAGACAAAUUUGGAUAAAGUGGAGCUUUCAAGGAAGUUAGCUGCUUUAACUCCCGGAUUUUCAGGAGCCGAUGUUGCAAAUGUCUGUAAUGAAGCAGCGUUAGUAGCAGCACGUGAUGCAGCAAAUGAAAUCAUUCUGAAAAAUUUCGAACAGGCCAUCGAAAGAGUUGUUGCCGGCAUGGAGAAGAAAAGUCAGGUUUUACAGCCGGAAGAAAAAAAGGUAGUUGCGUUUCAUGAAGCAGGACAUGCGAUCACUGGUUGGUUCUUAAAGCAUGCCGAUCCACUGCUAAAAGUCUCAAUAAUACCGCGUGGUAAGGGAUUAGGGUAUGCACAGUAUCUACCGAAGGAACAAUAUCUUUAUUCCACUGAACAACUUUUGGAUCGAAUGUGCAUGAUGUUAGGGGGACGUGUUUCUGAAGAAAUCUUUUUCGGACGUGUUACAACAGGUGCACAAGAUGAUCUGCAAAAGAUCACUGAAAUGGCGUAUUCCCAGAUUGUAAAGUUCGGUAUGAGCAAGAAAAUUGGUCCAUUAUCAUUUACAGAAGGUUCAAAUUUUCAAAAACCAUAUUCCGAAACCACUGCGGAGCUCAUUGACCAGGAAGUGCGUAAUCUUGUCGAUACAGCUUAUAGAAGAACGUACGAAUUACUGGAAUCUAAAAAAUCACAAAUUGAAACUGUAGCAGAAAGGUUGCUUCAAAACGAAAUUUUAUCUAGAGAAGAUUUAAUUGAGUUGCUGGGACCGCGUCCGUUUGCCGAAAAGCAAACUUAUGAGGAGUUUGUUGCGGGUACCGGUGGUCUGGACGAGGAUAUCACAUUACCGAAGGGUUUAGAAUCAUGGAAUAAAUCAAAAAGUUUGGAGCGGGAUUCUGAAACUAAAGAGAAAGCAACAGAUGGCACGGACAAAGCGAAUAAAGAACGGUAGAAUUUAAAAAAUGAAACCACCUUUUAGGAUCUUAGUACAGUUUUGGAAUUAUCGUUUCGUCGUUUUAUAUAUUCAUUUCGAUUAUUGAGGUCAAAACUUCAUUUUUUUAAAAUUGAUUUGUCCAUUUUGGGGAACACUGCCAGUGAGAUUUGCAUUAUUACGGAA